Messenger RNA from Durio zibethinus, 1547 nucleotides. RefSeq lists its product as uncharacterized. The record is from RefSeq and is a predicted model, not a curated record. Gene Ontology annotation, molecular function: protein binding. Lineage: Eukaryota; Viridiplantae; Streptophyta; Magnoliopsida; Malvales; Malvaceae.
AAGUGACACGCUUCCACACAUUUAGUGUUUUUUUAUUUUUUAAUGCCCUUAGGUUUUGCUUAAUUCAUUUUAGGGGAAAAUCGCUACCGAGCGCAACCAGCAACAUCUCGCAAAGGCCACCGCACAGCAUCUCAACAGGGGGGAAAACGCAAAACCCUCAACGCAGAACCGACAAAUUGUAAGUGAAGACAAGCACAAGUCCAAAGGGACGAUGGAGAGCUCUAGUGCCAGUCAACGCCUGCCACUCUCGGAGGUUGUCUCCGAUUGCGUCAAACAUUGGUUCAAAGACACUCUCAAGGAAGCCAAAACCGGCGAUGUCAACAUGCAGGUUCUGGUUGGUCAAAUGUACUAUAGAGGUUAUGGGGUUCCUCGAGAUGCACAAAAGGGAAGAAUUUGGAUGACAAGGGCAUCGAGGAUGCGCUCUUCGGUUUGGAAAGUCAGUGAUAAGCAUCCAGGUUAUAAUGCAAGUGAUUCAGAUUCAGAUGAAAUGAAGGGUGAUUCUUGAGAUAACACACUUGGUCUCUGCAUUUUGGAUGUAUAGAACUAGGGAAAUACGAUGCAUUUGAUUGAAAUAAUGAAUUUUCCACAUCAAGGUCAGGACAUCAAGGAUUGCUACUCAUUUCCUAUCUUUGUUUAAAUAUUUAUCUGUUUCAACUUUCAACCCUUCAAAAAAAAAAAAAAAAAAGAUUGCUUGCUUGCAUUCCAAGAUUGCAGCCGUAGCAGUUGAAACUAUUUGGUCUAUGUUACGCAUAAUAUACGAGUAUCGAUUGAUAAAUGUAGUCAAUUUGAUGACAAGCAGCCGAUAAAACUAUGUAUAAUGAUUAGAUGAGAUGAGAACUGAAAUUAGGAAAGUAUACUUACUGGUAUAAAAUAAUAAGUAGAAUUAACACUGAUGAUAUGGAGCCAAGUACCAUCCAAGAUAUUGUGAUUUGAAACAAGAAUAAACCUUUGCAACAUGCAGGAGUGAAAGAAAACAUUGUAUCCUUAAUUACCAAAAGAUUCAUCUGAUGAUCUCCCUUCACGCAUAAUUAAUUAGUGGUAAUAAACAAUUACAUGAGCUCACAAGAUAUAUAUUUAGAUAUAGUUCCUGUGAAGGGAUAAUUUAAUAUAAUAAAGUUUCUCUUGUAUUGGGUAAUCAAUAAAAACAUUCCUUUCACUUUGGCAGUCAUUGAAGGAUAAUGGACUGUCCAAAAAUAUUCUUUUGUGCAGAAGAAUGAAUUUCCAAGAAACAAGGGACAGGUGCCAAGGCAUGUCCAGAAUAUUUGGUUUUGAUUAAGACAACGAAUUAGGUACAUACGGGAAAAUAAUUGGCCGAUCCAUACGGGAAAAUGAAAAUGUGUGUCGGAGAGGAUUGGCGAACAAAAUGGACAAAUUCAAAACCCUUGGGCGGGUUUGCCACAAAAUAAUUGGCCGAUCCAUACGGGAAAAUGAAAAUGUGUGUUGGCGAACAAAAUGUACAAAUUCAACAUCAAUAAUAUCAUGCCGCAUCAACCUGACCUGCGCCCUUUCUAUUGGUUUGACUUUGACAAGACCUUAAUUAAAAUAGU